CAGAGUCGCGCUGUGCGUUGCAAGCUUUUCGCGUGUGCGCAGCCGCAACUUUUCCUCUCCCAUCUUUCGCGAGGGCGAACCCCCCCCCCCUUCCCCCAAUCCACUGAUCGAUCCAUCGGCGAUGACGCUGGGUAGCUCCGGUGCCGGAUCGAGCGUCGUCGUUCCUAGAAACUUCAGGCUAUUAGAAGAGCUUGAACGUGGAGAGAAGGGCAUUGGUGAUGGGACAGUGAGCUAUGGAAUGGAUGAUGCAGAUGACAUCUACAUGCGAUCAUGGACUGGUACCAUCAUUGGCCCACACAAUACUGUUCAUGAGGGUCGCAUCUACCAGCUAAAGUUGUUCUGCGAUAAGGAUUAUCCUGAGAAGCCACCAUCUGUCAGAUUCCAUUCAAGAAUCAACAUGACAUGUGUUAAUCACGAGACUGGGGUGGUUGAUUCAAAGAAGUUUGGUUUGCUUGCAAACUGGCAGCGAGACUACACAAUGGAAAAUAUCCUAAUCCAGCUCAAAAAAGAGAUGGCUGCCUCGCACAACCGCAAGCUAGUGCAGCCUCCAGAAGGGACAUUCUUCUAAAGAAGUGUUCGCCGGCUCAUUUCGGGAUUCAACAACAGUAACUGAUAAGUUGUUUCGUGGGAACAAAAAAUAGCCUCUACAUCUGGUGCCUGCGCUUGUAUUUUAAGUCUUUUUAUGUAUGCCCUUGUAUCUGUGAACCGCUGUGAACAAUUGAAGUAUGUACCGUGCAAUUUGCGUGAUGGCUGUUGAGGAUGCUGAGCAAAGCCGAAACAGCUGUUGUUUGGAAACUUUUGCAGGUUCUAGCGAUGUAAUCGAAGAAUCUGAAGAGUAAAUGAAUGGACAAAUGCAGCUUCUUGGUACCUUAA
Phragmites australis (common reed) is the source of this 873-nucleotide messenger RNA. Its product is annotated as ubiquitin-conjugating enzyme E2 variant 1C. The record is from RefSeq and is a predicted model, not a curated record. Lineage: Eukaryota; Viridiplantae; Streptophyta; Magnoliopsida; Poales; Poaceae. The coding region runs from base 122 to 568 and encodes 148 amino acids. The transcript has 4 exons. Gene Ontology annotation, cellular component: nucleus. Gene Ontology annotation, biological process: protein K63-linked ubiquitination; DNA damage tolerance.